Molecule: messenger RNA, 1020 nt
Organism: Arthroderma uncinatum
Lineage: Eukaryota; Fungi; Ascomycota; Eurotiomycetes; Onygenales; Arthrodermataceae
Product: adenosine kinase
Exons: 6
Coding region: 1-1020 (339 amino acids)
Biological process (GO): purine ribonucleoside salvage
Cellular component (GO): cytosol; nucleus
Molecular function (GO): adenosine kinase activity
Source: RefSeq, a predicted model, not a curated record
AUGGCCGCUGCUCAGGGAUACCCGCUUCUAUGCCUAGAGAAUCCUCUUCUGGAUAUCCAGGGAGAGGGAGAUCAAUCGACUCUGGAUAAGUAUGAGGUCAAGGAAAACGAUGCAAUCCUUGCCGAAGAAAAGCACAUGGGCCUCUACGAGGACUUGAUGCAGAACCACAAGGCCAAGCUGAUUCCCGGAGGAGCUGCUCAAAACACUGCCCGUGGAGCUCAGUACAUUCUCCCCAAGGACUCUGUCCUCUACAUUGGAUGUGUUGGCAAGGACAAAUACGCCGAUAUCCUCCGUGAGUCCUGCGCAAAGGCUGGUCUCCGAGUCGAAUACCGAGUGGAUGAGGUCCAACCCACUGGCCGCUGUGGUGUGAUCAUCACCGGUCACCACAGAUGCCUGGUGACCCAUUUGGCCGCUGCCAACGAGUACAAGCUUGACCAUCUCAAGCAGCCCCAAAUUUGGGACCUCGUCGAGAAGGCCAAGGUCUACUUCGUCGGUGGCUACCACUUGACCGUCUGUGUUCCAGCAAUCCUUGCCCUCGCUGAAGAGGCUGCUAAGAACAACAAGACCUUCAUGCUCUCACUCUCCGCCCCAUUCAUUCCAGCUUUCUUCAAGGACCAACUUGCUUCCGUUCUCCCAUACACCGACUACAUUGUCGGAAACGAGGCCGAGGCCCUCUCUUUCGCCGAAUCUCAGAAAUGGGAAACCAAAGAUAUCUCCGAAAUUGCCCAAAAGAUGGCUAAGCUCCCAAAGACCAACACCAAGCGCGGUCGUACUGUCAUCAUCACCCAAGGCACCGAGCCAACUAUUGCCGUCGUCUCCAGCGAAUCCGGCGAACUGAAAGUCACUCAGACCCCUAUCCGCAAAAUCUCCCAGGACGAGAUCUGCGACACCAACGGCGCCGGUGAUGCCUUCGCUGGUGGACUAUGUGCUGGUGUAGUUGAAGGAAAGUCUAUCGAAGAGUGUGUCGAUAUGGGACAUUGGCUCGCCAACUUGAGCAUCCGGGAAUUGGGCCCAUCGUAA